Molecule: messenger RNA, 1077 nt
Organism: Chrysochloris asiatica (Cape golden mole)
Lineage: Eukaryota; Metazoa; Chordata; Mammalia; Afrosoricida; Chrysochloridae
Gene: SEPTIN12
Product: septin 12
Exons: 9
Coding region: 4-1077 (357 amino acids)
Biological process (GO): cytoskeleton-dependent cytokinesis
Cellular component (GO): septin ring; cell division site; septin complex
Molecular function (GO): molecular adaptor activity; GTP binding; GTPase activity
Source: RefSeq, a predicted model, not a curated record
CCCAUGGACCCCACAAGACAGCCCCUGUCCCCCUGCUCCUCACGGACCCCCAGUCCCAGACCCCUGCCCUGUGAGAUGCUUGGUUACGUGGGCAUUGAGGCCGUGCUGGAUCAACUGAGGAUCAAAGCCAUGAAGAUGGGGUUUGAGUUCAACAUCAUGGUAGUGGGGCAGAGCGGGCUAGGCAAGUCCACCAUGGUGAACACGCUAUUCAAGUCCAAAGUGUGGAAGUCCACCCCACCGGGCUUGGGAGGGCCCACGCCCCAAACACUGCAGCUGCAGUCGGUGACCCACGUCAUUGAGGAGAAGGGCGUGAAGCUGAAACUGACUGUGACCGACACACCUGGCUUCGGGGACCAGAUCAAUAAUGACAAAUGCUGGGACCCCAUCCUGGGCUACAUCAAUGAGCAGUAUGAACGGUACCUGCAAGAGGAGAUUCUCAUCACCCGCCAACGCCACAUCCCUGACACCCGGGUACACUGUUGUGUGUACUUCGUGCCGCCCACCGGGCAUUGCCUGAGGCCCCUGGACAUUGAAUUCCUGCAGCGGCUGUGCCGGGCAGUGAACGUCGUGCCUGUGAUUGCCCGUGCCGACAGCCUGACCCUGGAGGAGCGAGAGGCCUUCAGGCACAGAAUCCAGCAAAACCUGAGGACACACUGCAUUGACGUAUACCCGCAGAAGUGCUUCGAUGAGGACGUCAAUGACAAAAUCCUCAACAGCAAGAUUCGGGACCGGAUCCCCUUUGCUGUGGUCGGAGCUGACCGAGAGCAUCUAGUGAACGGGAAGUGUGUCCUGGGCCGGAAGACCAAGUGGGGCAUCAUUGAAGUGGAGAACAUCUCUCACUGUGAGUUUCCACUCCUGAGAGACCUCCUCAUUCGCUCCCACCUACAAGACCUGAAGGACAUCACCCACAACGUGCACUAUGAGAAUUACCGGGUCUUCAGACUCAACGAGAGCCAUGUAUUGCCCCGUGGGCCAGGCUGGGUGAACCUGGGCCCAGUGCAUCCCGGAUCCCCAGUCUUGCCCGGGCCCUCGAAGGCCCACCGACGGGUCCAGGAAGACUCAGAGGAGGAAUUCUGA